AUGCCCUCGCUUCCCGAACCUCGCCGGCCGCGUCUGUUACCGCAGAACCGCAAGCUUCGUCACCUCAAGGGCCUCUCGCUGCGGAACUUGUCGUUUGAGCCCGUGCAGCUGCGCACUUCCGACGAUGGUGCCCUCAACAGAAGCCCCAACAAGCUCGGCGCGUUAAGGGAGACCGGGCAGCUGCAUGGAUCGCGGUCGUCGGACAACUUGCGUCAGGAUGCCUUGCGGCCCGAACGAUCGAGAUCGCAGCCCCCGCGGAGGACGAGCUUGAUCGCCGCCAGUACGAGUCCGGCCCUCAAGCAUAAACGGCUGAAAGAGCUCCUGGAUGAUACCUUGGGAGACGCCUUCUUCUCGCUGCACGUUAACGGUAUCGAGGAGCCCGUCUACGUUAGCGAAACACGCGAGAGAUCGGCGAACUUCAACUUCCAAUUCUUCGAACUGGCAUCUCAGGGAUCGCUUGUAUCCAGAUCGUGUCAAUUUGUUAUCCGAGUAUGGGCCAGGCGGCAGAAGCAGGCAACUUGGACCUUCCUGCUAGAAGAGCUGGUUGAUCUCAGAGAGCUCAAGUUCAUAGGCACGCUGCUGGACCGUCAGUAUCCUCAGAAUGCGCUCGUCUUUCAUCUCGAAGAUGGCGUCUACUCUUUUGACUUUCCAACUAGAGAAUCCGGACCGAGAAAUGCUCCCCCCAUAGCGACUUCAUCCUACAAUGCAUUGAUGAAAUUGGCCAACCUCGAGAGCUCCAUCGAGGACGCCAUGCAGACCCAGCAACGAAUCAUGAAGCAGAUAAACGAUAUUCUUGAUAGCUCUACUACCGAUGCGCCGGAUGUGGCCGAACAAGAGGUUGCCUUGGCUCAGAAAUAUGUCACCAUGCAACAGCGCACGAAUAGACUUACACAAGCGAGAAGAGACGAAUUGCGGGAGUCGCUGCGUAAGCGGAGGGCUGCAAUUGCUACAGGCAGAGAUCUCCAAGAAAAGGUAGAUGAAGAUAUUAGAAAUAAUCGUGAGACACUCAUGGCAGCCAAGCAGCUGCUGGAACAGACACAACAGCAGAUCCGUGGUCAACGUCGCCGCAUCUGCUCCGAGCUGGCAGACAUCUUCCCCAUCACUCCAAUACCAAACGCACCGCCUCUCUCCUUUCAAAUCUGCAACGUGCCACUGCCAAACUCCACAUAUGAUGCUGCUACUGCUAGGACUUUAAAUGAGGACGUUCUAUCGGCCGGCCUGGGUCUGGUCACACUACUUACGCGCCACUUACAGCUCUAUCUGUCUCAUCCGCUCCUCUAUCCGCUAUAUCACCAUGGCUCUCGCUCAUAUGCAAAGGAUGACAUCUCCCUUCUUACUGAAAAGGGCGGUUCUCGUAGAGAGUUCCCGCUUUAUCUCCCCCGAGGUGGAUCGACCGCCCUACAAUGGCGCUUCGAAUACGCCUGGUUUCUCCUCAACAAAGACAUUGAAACGCUAUGCGCUUCCCAGGGCCUCAAAGUAGUCGACAUCCGACAUACGCUCCCGAACCUCAAGUAUCUCCUCUACGUUUGUAGCGCCGGCACAGACGAAGUGCCCGCGCGGAAAAAGGGCGGCGUCAGGGGCUUGUGGGUCGGGAGACUGAAGGGGAGGCUUUCGGCUGUGCCCUCACUGCUGGAUGGAGAGGGAAGCAGUGCGGCGGGCAGUAGGCGCGGGAGCUCGGAUAGUGACUUUACGACUGGCCAGCAUGCCGAUGCGCUGAGGAAUGCAAUUGCUAAGAGUAAUGGACAUGGCAAUAGUAAUGGCAAUGGCGGCGAUGCAACUGACAUGCUGCGGAGUCCAGAUGGGCCAGAUUUGAAUCUGCCGUUUGUGACUGGCGAUGCCAAGUUCACUCUGAGGACAAAGGGUCUCCGAGAGAACAUUACAGGAUGA
Trichoderma asperellum CBS 433.97 is the source of this 1887-nucleotide messenger RNA. RefSeq lists its product as uncharacterized. Gene Ontology annotation, biological process: SNARE complex assembly. Lineage: Eukaryota; Fungi; Ascomycota; Sordariomycetes; Hypocreales; Hypocreaceae. Gene Ontology annotation, cellular component: phosphatidylinositol 3-kinase complex, class III, type II; endosome; lytic vacuole. Gene Ontology annotation, molecular function: SNARE binding. The record is from RefSeq and is a predicted model, not a curated record.